Molecule: messenger RNA, 516 nt
Organism: Hevea brasiliensis (rubber tree)
Lineage: Eukaryota; Viridiplantae; Streptophyta; Magnoliopsida; Malpighiales; Euphorbiaceae
Exons: 1
Coding region: 1-516 (171 amino acids)
Molecular function (GO): nucleic acid binding
Source: RefSeq, a predicted model, not a curated record
AUGAAACUGGAUUAUGCAUUGUGGGCAUACCACACUAGAUAUAAAACUCCCACUGGAACAACACCCUUCUGCCUAGUUUAUGGAAAAUCUUGCUACCUCCCCGUCGAACUUGAACACAAAGCCUAUUGGGCAAUCAAGACCCUCAAUUUUAACCUGAAGGCUGCUAGUGAAAAAAGGCUUCUACAGCUCAAUGAGCUGGAAGAAGUCAGGGAGGAUGCUUAUGAGAUUGCUAGAAUCUUUAAGGACAAGACCAAAAGAUGGGGAGUUGUCCUGCUGUUCAAUUCAAGAUUAAAACUCUUUCCAAGGAAGUUGAGGUCAAGAUGGUCUGGACCCUUUAAGGUAACUCAAGUCUUCCCACAUGGAGAGGUGGAAGUAUGGAAUGAAACCUCAAGUGCCUUCAAGGUUAAUGGGCAAAGAUUGACGCCAUUCUUCCCAGGGGAUAAAUUGAAGAUGGAUUCACCCAAUCCUACAGUACCUCUCCAUCUCAAUAAUAAAGUUGAAGAACAGCCUGCCUAA